AUGUGCUCUGUUCUAAGAGCACAGAGUGGAUCCGUCUUGACUAGCGACCGAACCAGAGCAAGAGACCGAGACGGGACGCAGCGGAAGAUGGCUGCGGCGGCGGCGUGGGACGGCCCAACGGCGGGCGAGCUGAAAGCGGCCGGCGCGGAGGCGAUUCCGGGCGGCGUGCGGGUGAAGGGGUGGGUCAUCCAGUCCCACAAGGGGCCCAUCCUCAACUCCGCAUCUGUGAGCCUUGAAGAUAAACUUCAGACGACACAUUUACCUGAGAUGGUGUUUGGAGAGAGUUUUGUGUCUAUUCAGAAUGCUCAAACUGGCGUCAAAUUACAUUUCAAUGCGCUUGAUGCUCUCAAGGCAUGGAAACAAGAGGCAUUGCCACCUGUUCAAGUUCCUGCUGCAGCAAAAUGGAAAUUCAGAAGUAAUCCUGCUGAUCAAGUGGUACUUGACUAUGACUAUACAUUCACGACACCAUACUGUGGGAGUGAUGUGGUUCUGAACCAAGACGCUACGCAAACAACUUUAGAUGAAUGUAGCAAUUUGUGUUGGGAGGACACUGAUGACAGGAUCGACCUUGUUGCCCUUUCUGCAAAAGAACCAAUUCUUUUCUACGAUGAGGUUAUCUUGUAUGAAGAUGAGCUAGCUGAUAGUGGUAUUUCAUUCCUUACAGCGCGAGUGAGGGUGAUGCCAACCGGUUGGUUUCUGCUCUUACGCUUUUGGCUUAGGGUUGAUGGUGCGCUGAUGAGAUUGAGGGAUACCCGUUUACAUUGUUCUUUUGGAAGUAAGGAAGCAAACCCGGUUGUACUGCGUGAACUUUGCUGGAGAGAAGCAACAUUUGCUGCCAUGUCUGCGGAGGGGUAUCCUUCCGAUUCUGCGGCAUACGCAGACCCGAAUCUUGUCGCCCGCAAGCUGCCCGUGGUGAUGCAGAAGACCCAGAAGCUGAAGAUACCCAGUUAA
Messenger RNA from Triticum turgidum subsp. durum (durum wheat), 951 nucleotides. NCBI's taxonomy places the organism in Eukaryota, Viridiplantae, Streptophyta, Magnoliopsida, Poales, Poaceae. The record is from the annotation of a GenBank genome assembly.